UGGCUGGCGACCAGUCCAGGGUGUACCCCGCCUGUCGCCCGAAGUCAGCUGGGAUACGCUCCAGCAUGCCCCGCGACCCUAAAGAGGAGAAGCGGUAUAGAAAAUGGAUGAAUGGAUGGAUGUAUUAAUCUCUUCAUUAUUACUUGCCUCGCCCGCACAUAUCAUCCAAAGAAACAAAUCGAGCGCACCUAUGCUCAGUCCUCGUCUUUUAUCGCGUUGUUUGGACACAGCUGAUCGUUCCAUGCUAGACAAAAUAAAGCAGGCCAGGCUAGCAGGACUCACUCACAGGUUAUCACCCCCCGGGAGCGGGAGAGCUGUCGGGCCAAAAGUAAGCAAGGCUGCGGUGACAGGAACCAGGACUCCUUCUUCUUCGUUCACCAUGGAACCCUUGACAGUAGCGGAUAGCUAACAUUAGCAUUGUCCCGCUUGACAGGGAACGAUGGCAACAACAACAAAAAGCAGCUUAAAUGGUACCUUAAAUGUCAGUCCUGUUGUCUGUUAAAGCUGUCUGCCGCAAUGUCCUGCUCUGGAAACCUGGUUUGGGAUGUAAAUAAACGCCUCAUUGGAUACAGCGAGCCUAACUGCAUCAGGACUAACUAUUUAGGGAGAAGAGAGUUCGUUCAGAGGCUUAAACUCGAAGCAACCCUGAAUGUACACGAUGGCUGCGUCAACACCAUAUCGUGGAACGACACAGGAGAAUACAUCCUGUCAGGGUCAGAUGAUACCUUCCUGGCAAUUACCAACCCGUACAACAAAAAGGUCAAAAAGUCAAUACGGUCUGGUCACCGCGCCAACAUCUUCAGCGCAAAGUUCAUGCCCCACACCAACGACCAGGAGAUCAUCUCCUGCUCCGGGGACGGGAUCAUCUACUACACGCACACAGAGAAGAGCGCCGAGUUCAACAGGCAAUGUCAGUUCACCUGCCAUUAUGGCACCGCCUAUGAGAUUAUGACGGUACCAAACGACCCCUACACCUUCCUGUCGUGCGGGGAGGACGGCACGGUGCGAUGGUUCGACCUCCGCACGAAAACCUGCUGCACUAAAGAAGACUGCAAAGAUGACAUCCUAAUAAAUUGCCGCAGAGCCGCGACAUCCAUCUCCAUCUCUCCCCUGAUGCCCUACUACCUAGCGGUGGGCUGCUCUGACAGCUCUGUGCGCAUUUAUGACAGACGCAUGCUGGGCACCAGGGCAACGGGUAACUACAUGGGUCGGGGGACAACAGGCAUGUGCGUGAGGUUCGUGCCCGCCCACCUGUCCAACAAGUCGUGUCGUGUGACAUCUCUGUGCUACAGCGAGGAUGGCCAGGAGGUGCUGGUCAGCUACUCCUCAGACUACAUCUACCUUUUUGAUCCCAAAGAUGACCAGGCCCGAGAGCUCAAGGGACCCUCGGAGGAGAGGAGGGAGGAGCUGAGGCAGCCGCCAGUGAAGCGCCUUCGUCUACGAGGUGACUGGUCGGACACCGGACCCCGAGCUCGUCCCGAGAGCGAGAGGGAGAGAGACGGUGAGCAAAGUCCCAAUGUCUCUCUAAUGCAGAGGAUGUCGGACAUGUUGUCACGGUGGUUUGAGGAAGCUAGCGAGGCUCAGAGCAGCAGAGGGACGCGCCCUCCUUCACGGCCCCGAGGAACAGCUGUCCGCCCCAAUAUUCCCGCUGCAGCUGCAGUUGCCUCCAGCCAGGCGUCCAGCCCCCCUGAAAGGCCAGCGCGGGCAGAGGCAACGACAUCCUCACCUGCAUCCUCUUCCUCAUCAGAGUCCUCAACGUCUGCUGUGCUACCUCCUGUGGAGGGUUCUGCAUCGCCCUCCUCUACAGAGGCCGGCCCAAGGAGGCAGGCCCCGACGACAGCAGUCACCUCAGAGACGGCGCUCUCAGAGUACGGCCCUCAUCGACUGCCGAUAAGUUUAGUAUGUAGGCGUUUGCAGAGAUUACUUCGCCUGGCUGACCCCCCAGGACAGGGGCGGCGAGCGGCCCCUUCUUCUUCUUCCUCCUCCUCCUCUUCCUCCUCUGCCUCUGCACCCCCAGAGAGACAGUCACAAAGACUGGCUGCCACUGCUCCUGCUGAGAUGCAUCCCCAUACAGAUUCCCCAUCGUCCGUGGUAAACAAGCAGCUGGGAUGCAUGACUCUUGAUGAGCAGCAGGGAGGGGUGUCAGUUUCACCGCCCGGUGAUGCUCCUCUGCCCGCCAUCUGCAGCCUUCCCUCCACCUCCGGUAAUAGCCGACCCAGUGCGGCGGAACCGGUGCUCAGCCUGCACUACAGCUCAGAGGGAACCACCACCAGCACCAUCAAACUGGACUUCACGGAUGAGUGGAGCAGCAGCACAUCCAGCUCUCUUGGUAGUGGAGGUCCCAAAGCGUCUGACACACUGCAGAGCCGAGAGACUUCAUCCACAGACACUUCUGUUCUUGAGCUACCCCCCUGUCACCCCUCAGGGCCACAAAGUGAGACAAGUACCUGCAAAGAUCCUCCAUGCGACGCCUCCUGCUCCAGUGGUUCCGCCGGGUUGUCCAUCCAGAGCCCGGUGGAGGGCUCCUCUUCUGAGGGGGGCGUCACAGAGAGGAGUACCUCUGACCCUCCCGAGGACACCUCUGGGGACUGCAGGAGACAGGAGCCCAGGGAGGAGGAGGUGAGGACGGAGGUAGAGGAGGGCCAAAGUCAGCCGGUGCGGGCAAACCAGGAGUCCGACGACAGCGAUGACGACCCCAUCCUCAUCCCUUCAACACGGUUCAGAGGACAGGGCCAGAGAUUAAAUUCCAGAGGAUCUGCAGUAGGAGAUAGAAUGAUCAGACGCUCGGCAGCCGCUCGCAUCCAGGAGCUGUUUCGUAGGAGAAAAGAAAGAAGAGAGAUGGAGGAGAGUGAGACGCAGAACAUCAGGAGGCCCUCAGUUAAAAUGGUGUACAAGGGCCACCGCAAUUCCCGUACAAUGAUAAAAGAGUCCUGUUUCUGGGGCAACAACUUUGUGAUGAGCGGCUCAGACUGCGGCCACAUCUUCAUCUGGGACAGGCACACCGCCGAGCACCUCAUGCUGCUGGAGGCCGACAACCACGUGGUCAACUGCCUGCAGCCGCACCCUUACGACCCCAUUCUGGCCUCCUCAGGGAUCGACUAUGACAUCAAAAUCUGGUCGCCGCUGGAGUCGUCACCGUCUUUCAACAGGCUGCUCGCUGAUGAGGUCAUAACCCGAAAUGAGCUGAUGCUGGAGGAGACGAGGAACACAAUCACAGUGCCUGCGUCCUUUAUGUUGCGAAUGCUGGCGUCCCUCAAUCACAUCCGAUCAGAUCGUCUCGAAGGUGACCGCUCCGAAGGUUCAGGCCAAGAAAACGAGUACGAGCAGUAAAGUAGAUUGGUGAUGACUCCUUAUUUUAAAGAAAACACUUUUUUUUUUUUUUUUUUUUUUUGCUCCAGAGCACUUCUUGAGAUUUGUACAAGUGUAGAAUACUU
Molecule: messenger RNA, 3434 nt
Organism: Dunckerocampus dactyliophorus (ringed pipefish)
Lineage: Eukaryota; Metazoa; Chordata; Actinopteri; Syngnathiformes; Syngnathidae
Gene: dcaf6
Product: ddb1 and cul4 associated factor 6
Exons: 21
Coding region: 517-3330 (937 amino acids)
Biological process (GO): positive regulation of transcription by RNA polymerase II
Cellular component (GO): cytoplasm; Cul4-RING E3 ubiquitin ligase complex
Molecular function (GO): protein binding
Source: RefSeq, a predicted model, not a curated record